AUGAGUUUGAGAACGCCGAAGAGAAGCAGGACCAAUGAAGAACAAGAACACGAACAAGAGCGGGUACAGAAUCAGGAUACACACAUAAACAAUCAGCACCAGCAGCGACCUGAACCAACCACCCUAUUGAGUACGCCAGUACGUAUUAAAAAUGGCUUUGGCACACCGUCGCCGCCGUCUCCACCAGGCAUAACAAAAAGCAUCACCAAAUCGAGAAGAAGGCCGUCGACAACGAGUCUUCAAGGUAUAUUCAUGUCGCCCGUCAAUAAGCGUCGUGUCGGUCCAACCGCUCAUCAACGUGCACUUGACCAUAACGAUCACGGACACGAAAGUGACAGUGAGGACGACGAAAACGAAGAAGAAAAUGAAAAUCGCAAUAAGUACGACGGACACGUUGGUAUGCCCUUGUUGCCACCGACAACUCCCAAGUCAAGACGGUCGGAGGUGUUUCUGUCGCCGUCGCCGCGCCUGAGGUCACCUCCGACGGCUGCGCGUCGGUCUGCGGGUGAGCGGCCCAUCCGCGAAAUAUCACAUACUUUGCGUACCAGGCUUAAUUACGCGCUAGUCAAGCUGCAAAAUGGGUGGACGAAUAAGACACUUCCCGAACUGGAGACGGAACUUGCUCCAGCAGUGCAGACGUCGCCACGCCGCUAUCAUAACAGAUUCCCGGAUAGCGCAGACGCGGGUACUUCUGCACAUACAGCGUUUCUUCAAGCGCUGGGAGGCCAUCCACCACGGGAGGAGGCUACGGCGGUCGAAACACUGAUGCUACUGUCGUCACCCACCAAGAAACAGCAGCACCGACCCGUGGUGUCAGCAUCCGCUGGAGAGCCCACGGACGACACGGAGCCCGAGUCGGACACCGAGGUGGAGACGUCGUAA
This is a messenger RNA of Saccharomyces paradoxus, 882 nucleotides long. RefSeq names its product transcriptional repressor WHI5 (gene WHI5). Gene Ontology annotation, cellular component: cytoplasm; SBF transcription complex. Lineage: Eukaryota; Fungi; Ascomycota; Saccharomycetes; Saccharomycetales; Saccharomycetaceae. The record is from RefSeq and is a predicted model, not a curated record. The coding region runs from base 1 to 882 and encodes 293 amino acids. The transcript has a single exon. Gene Ontology annotation, molecular function: transcription coregulator activity.